Staurois parvus is the source of this 318-nucleotide messenger RNA. The record is from the annotation of a GenBank genome assembly. Lineage: Eukaryota; Metazoa; Chordata; Amphibia; Anura; Ranidae.
AUGUAUGUGAAAUGGUUUGAUACAGGAAUGUUAUACUAUGUGAUUUUAGUGUAUUUAGUGAAUGUCACUUUUUGUCAUUUUCAAAUUUCCCGCCAGUUCCGUCCCUGUAUGUCCCGACGCUUGCAGGGGACGGAACCCAGAUGACAGAUGCCGGCAUCCGCCGGGGGACAUUGCUGGGGACAAUGCAGGGGGGACAUCGCGGGAGCGCAGGGCAAGGUAAGUGAAGUACAGAUCCUGGAGCAAUGCUGCAGUGUAUUCACCGAGUGUAGCUCGGGUUACCGCUUGUGCUACACUCGGGAAUACCGCCAGUGGGGGUUA